UCCCCGAUUCACCCGCGUAGCAAUUUGGCAGCGAACAAGUGGAAACCCUAAUCGGAACUGGUUAUCUGAUCUGUGGAGAGAAGCAAAAUCCAUCUAUGGCGGAUGAGAGUGUGAUCACGCCGUCAGAAGCUAGCCCCGUAGCAUCCGCCGGAGAUGGCCACAAGAGGAAGCUCGAAGAUUUUGACGCUCCUGAGGUUGUUACGGAGUCUGAGAACAGCGACGCGGUGAAGAACGGGUCGCAGGAGGAGGGGAAUGGCGGUGUGGAUGAAUCUGAGACUAAACGGCCCCGUUUGGAGAGCAAUGGGGAUAAUGUUGCCGAAGCUGAUGAAUCAGCAGUUCCACAAAAUGGACACAUGGAAGAUGAACCUGAAGAGGAAGAGGAUCCUGAGGAGGAACCUAAAGAGGAGAAAGAAGACGAACCUAAAGAAGAGUCUGAGCUGCCUGAAAUUGAGGAUAUUAACGUCCAGUCUAUUGAGGCCCAAGAACUUGUUGAAGAGCCAAUUGAGACAGCCACUGAAGAAACAGCUCCUAAUGACAAUGAGAAAACUGAUGUUGGAAGUGUUGGAGAAGCUGAACAACCAAAUGCAGAAUCUGAAGAAGAGCCAUCCAGUCUUCCGAGAGAAGGGGAUGUUCCAGUUGAGUCUGCUGACAGGCAGCCAGGUUCAGAUACAAUACUGUCGCGCAAAAUGGAGGUUCCUAAUGACAAGGUUGGAGUUCUUAUAGGUAAGGCAGGAGAUACAAUCCGUUCCCUGCAGGAUAAUUCUGGUGCGAAAAUUCAGAUUGUGAGGGAUGCUGAUGCCGAUCCACGAGCUGUAUCUAGGCCUUUGGAACUAGUUGGAACCUUGGAAAGUAUAAACCGGGCAGAAAGGUUGAUAAAGGACGUGAUUGCAGAGGCUGAUGCUGGAGGGUCUCCCUCACUUGUUGCUCGAGGAUUCAGCACAGUUCAGGCUGCCAGUGGUGGCGAGCAACUUGAAAUUCAAGUCCCAAUUGAAAAGGUCGGUUUAAUCAUUGGGAAGGGUGGAGAAACAAUCAGAAACUUGCAAACAAGAUCUGGAGCUCGCAUUCAGCUAAUUCAACCAAAUGGUGCUGAAGACCAAUCUAGUGAGAAGAUGGUCCGUGUGACUGGUAACAAGAAGCAGAUUGAGACUGCAAGAGAAAUGAUUAAAGAAGUUAUGAAUCAGACUGUAAGACCAUCACCUCUCUCCGGAGGAUACAACCAGCAGGGAUAUCGUCCACGUGGGCCUAUUGCUCAACAAUGGGGACCAAGGGGCUCUCAUCAUGCCCAUUUCUCUGGUUACGACUACCCACAAAGAGGACAAUAUCCUUCUCAGAGUUCACAAUAUCCUCCAUCAUAUGGUAACUACGCUCCCCCACAGGCUCCAAGAGGCAACUUCGGUCCAAGCUGGGAGCAAAGACCUCCAGCAUCUAUGCAUGGACCUCCUCAGGGCAAUUACAAUUACGGGCAGCAGCAUGGCCCAGAUUACACUCAUUCAGCCCCUUACCCUCAAGCUCCUUCACAGCACUAUGGACAUGGGUAUAAUGAGGCUAAAUAUGAUCAUCCUGCUUCAGCACAACAUUAUGGCCACAUGAACUCUCAGCCAACACCGUAUGCUCCAGGUGGUGCACACUCAGGUUAUGGUAAUCAGGACCAGUACGGUAAGCCACCCAUGUACGGACAAGCACCUCAUUCUCAGCCCUAUACUCAACCUAGGCCUAAUCAACCUGGAGAAGUGCCUUACCAAGGUCCUGGUUCAGCCACUCAACCAUACGGUCAGAACAUGCCAUCUCAGCAGUCUUACCACUAUGGGUCAAAUGCACCUAUGCAACAAAGCUAUCCUCCAUACGGGGGUACCACUGAUGGGUAUGGCCAUCCACCUGCCACAGCAUCUGCUUCUGCAUAUCCUCCUCAAGGUGGUCAGCCUGGGUAUGGUCAGCCAGGAGCUCAACAGCCACCUGCAUAUUCUCAAUCAGCACCUGCAGCAACAGGUUACGGUUCGUACCCCACAGCUCAACCUGGUUAUACCGAGCAACCAGCUGCCAAUAAUACAACCUACGGGUACCAAGGCCCGACAGAUCAGGCCUAUGGUGCUGCUGCCCCAGCCACAGCAGCUUAUCCCGCAACUGCUACUGGACAGUCUGGUUAUGCUCAAACUCAGCCUACGUACGAUCAGUCUGGUGGCUAUGGAAAUGUGCCUCCAGCAGCAGCUGCUUAUGGAAAGAGUGCGUCACCCCAGGCUGCAUAUCAACAAUAUGAUUCUAGUCAGAUGUACGGUGCACAUCGCUGAAUUUUGGUUAGUGAAAUCAGGAAGAGAGUGAGGGAGGUAUUUUAGAGUGGACUCGAUAGCUGUAGUAACUUGCUGACUUCCAAACAGUGCAAUCCAGUACCAGUAAUGCUCAUAUAUUUGAUCUUAUGAUUAGUUAAAACAUGUAAUCAAUUGUCGUUCUGAUUACUUUCGUCUUGCUACUGGAAGUCCCUUCUCUGGUAGGCUCCAUGUUAUAGAGAUUCUGCAAAAUUUGACAUUAAAGCAAAUGGCCGUUGAGUCUAUUUCCUA
This is a messenger RNA of Salvia hispanica, 2552 nucleotides long. RefSeq lists its product as uncharacterized. The record is from RefSeq and is a predicted model, not a curated record. Gene Ontology annotation, molecular function: RNA binding. NCBI's taxonomy places the organism in Eukaryota, Viridiplantae, Streptophyta, Magnoliopsida, Lamiales, Lamiaceae.